AUGCUAUUAACAAGGCUUAUCCUUCAACUCUCUGCCCCGUUUCUCUUUCCUCCCCAGCUCUCCCCUCCCCGCUCCAGCUCGGUGACUUUGGAUUGCACCUCUCCGCCGGACACUUUCCUGCAGAAUAUGCUGGAUCUCGAAGAAUUUGUUCCCCCUGUACCGCCACCGCCCUACUACCCUCCAGAGUACACCUGUAGCUCAGAGACCGAUGCCCAAAGCAUAACUUACAACGGCUCCAUGGACAGCCCUGUGCCACUGUACCCCACCGAUUUCCCCCCCAGUUAUGAGGCUGUUAUGGGGCUUCACAGGGAAAGCCAGGUGACGCUGUUCGAUUCACAGUUCACGGACACUUCGCAUGGCCCCUGCACCUGCAAUCAAAUCCCUUCUGUUGUGCUCAGUGGAGAAG
Molecule: messenger RNA, 406 nt
Organism: Sphaerodactylus townsendi
Lineage: Eukaryota; Metazoa; Chordata; Lepidosauria; Squamata; Sphaerodactylidae
Product: protein FAM189B-like
Exons: 3
Source: RefSeq, a predicted model, not a curated record